Messenger RNA from Leptonychotes weddellii (Weddell seal), 6016 nucleotides. NCBI's taxonomy places the organism in Eukaryota, Metazoa, Chordata, Mammalia, Carnivora, Phocidae. The record is from RefSeq and is a predicted model, not a curated record.
AUGUCUCCCUGCCACACCUGUGUGUGCCAGUGGGGCUCGUUCCAGUGCACGCUCCAUCCCUGCGCUUCCACCUGCACGGCCUAUGGUGACCGGCACUACCGCACGUUCGAUGGGCUCCCGUUCGACUUCGUGGGGGCGUGCAAAGUGCACCUGGUCAAGAGCACAGCGGACCUCAGUUUCUCUGUGAUUGUAGAGAAUGUAGACUGUUACAGCUCUGGUAUCAUCUGUAGGAAGUUUAUUUCCAUCAACGUUGGGAACUCACUCCUCAUCUUUGAUGACGACUCGGGAAGUCCUAGUCCUGAGAGCUUCCUGGAUGAGAAGCAGGAGGUCCACACGUGGCAAGCAGGGUUUUUCACGCUGGUGCAUUUCCCAAGGGAGCACAUCACCCUCUUAUGGGACCAGAGAACCACAGUGCACAUCCAGGCUGGGCCACAGUGGCAGGGCCAGCUGGCGGGACUCUGUGGGAACUUUGACUUAAAAACCAUCAAUGAGAUGAGGACUCCGGAGAAUUUAGAGUUAACUAACCCCCAGGAGUUUGGCAGCAGUUGGGCUGCCGUCGAGUGCCCAGACACCCUUGACCCCUGGGACACGUGUGUCCUGAAUCCUCUCCGAGAACCAUUUGCCAGAAAGGAGUGCAGCAUCCUGCUCAGUGAGGUGUUUGAGACCUGCCACCCUGUGGUCGAUGUCACUUGGUUUUACUCAAACUGCCUGACGGACACCUGUGGGUGCAGCCGGGGCGGGGACUGUGAGUGCUUCUGUGCCAGUGUGUCCGCCUAUGCCCACCAGUGCUGCCAGCACGGGGUGGCUGUGGGCUGGCGGACCCCGCGCCUCUGCCGAUGGGAGGUGGGCCAAGGCCCAGGGGGGCAGGCCUCCCACCUGGGCCCCUUCUCUCCAGCACUAGGUAAGGGUCCCUACCAACUGGCCAGCUUGGCCACUGGCAAUGCCCUGGUGGCCAGCAAGGCGGCGGGCGGUGCCACGGUCCUCAUGAGCGCGGGGGACGUGGCUCCAGGGGACAUUGUGAACUUCCUGCUGACGGCUGCACUGUACAAGGCCAAGGCUCAUGACCCGGAUGUGGUGUCCCUGGAGGCAGCGGACAGACCCAACUUCUUCCUCCAUGUCACAGCCAAUGGGUCUCUGGAGCUGGCCAAGUGGCAGGGCAGCGUUGCCUUCCACCACCAUGCCUCCUUCUUACUGCACCGGGGGACAGGGCAGGCAGACCUCGUGGCCCUGGAGUCGCUGGCAGAGCCUGGCUCCUUCCUUUACGUGUCGGGCCCCACGCUGGGCCUGCAGCUGUACGAGCACACGGAGGUGUUCCGCCGGGGCACGUUCUUCCGCCUUCUGGAUGCCCAGCCCUCAGGGGCUGCCUACCCCCUCUGUGAGUGGCACUACGAUGCUUGUGCAGGCCCCUGCUUCCGAACCUGCCGGGACCCGCGGGCAACUAGCUGCCGGGACGUGCCAAGGGUGGAAGGCUGUGUGCCUGCAUGCCCCACUCCCAAGGUCCUGGAUGAAGUCACACAGAGAUGUGUCUACCUGGAGGACUGUGUGGAGCCCGUGGUUUCGGUCCCCACAGAGUCUCUCGGCAACGAGACCCUGCCUCCCAGUCAAGAGCUGCCCACUCUCAGUGAUAAGGAGCUGCAGUUUCCACAGGAAGCUCCUGGGGCCCCCUCCCACAAGCCAACGCACACUCCAGCUGCCCCACUCACCACAGCCCUGAACCCACCCACGGCAGCUACCGAGGGGCCAGUGCUGACUCCAGGCCCCCCCCCGGCCACUCUGCAGCCACCGUCGGGGACCACUACAUCUAACCUCCCUGCCCGCCCCACAGAGGCCCCAGCCAGCAUGGAAGUGACUGCCAGCCACCUGGCCACUCCCCUUACCCCAGAAUCCUCAUCCCUCUCCCUCUCGCAGCCGACGCCCACACCUAGCAUGGGGUCAGGUGCUGGGAAGACGACGAGGGUGACUGUGACCUUUGCAGGGAGCCCCAACAUCACAGUCUCCUCCCGGUCACCCCCUGCACCUCGCUCCCCGCUCAUGACCAAAGCUGUGACAGUCCCAGGCCCCGGCUCCUUGCCUAUUAAGACCACCCCCCUCCAGCCCUUCCCAAGCCUGGAGUUGCCUGCAAGUUCUUCCUCCAGGCCUGUGGCUUCCCCUGCAGUGACCUCCAGGCCUCCCACUUCCUUGGGAUCCCACAAGGCUUUGCUGACACCUGCAAUCACAGAGGUCAUGAACAGGACCGGGAUGCCCCAGCCCAUCCCGGCCCAGAGCGUUUCCAGUCCCAGCGACCCCCUAGCCGAGGCUAGAGCAACAGCAGAGCAGGUUCCCGUCAGUGCUCUGGCUACCAAGAGAGUGGAGAUGGUGCCCCCCACAGAGAAGCAGCCUGGGCCCGGCCAGCCCGCGGGCAUACCAGCACCCUCACCUCCAAGGCCCGUCCCCACUGCCCCACUGCACCCUACCUGGCAAACCCCCAUAGCCACCAGGCCUCCAGCUCCGCCCCCGGGGACCCCAGCUGCCGCCAGCCAGUCCACACUUGCUCACGGGCUGGGGGUCACACGCUUCAUGACUGUGGACUCAACUCGGCCACCCCAGCUCCUCCCUGGCCUGCCUCUCGAUACCAGCCUGCCCUUGACCAAGGUGGGCACGUCUGCCCCAGUGGCCACGCCCGGGUCCAAGGGCUCUGUCGUCACCUUUCCACUCCAGCAACAGGCCACAUCUCCCACUAUGGCCACAACUCCACCUACUCAGACCCUCAGCUCAGCACCGCCUCUCACCCCUGCUGUCGUGGCCCAGGUAGGCCUACCCAGUCACACAGCCCCUCAGGCAGCAGGCACGGCGCCAGGCUGGCUUCCGGGUGCCACACUGCCAGCCUCUGGAGUCGUGGCCAUGGCCGAGGGCGCAGCCUCCACGCUAUCUGCUGCCCCAGGAAAGAGCACCACAGAGGAGAUGGCCAUCCUGUCCAAGCAACAGUCUCUGCCCCCCUGGAUGCAUGGCCCUGCGCAGGGGGUGCCCACCAAACUCACGCCAGCUGUGGCCCACACUCUGGCUACCUUGGCGCCAGAGGCUGAUGGCCCCUGGGCCGUCACAGUGCCACUGGUGCCCACAUCCUCUCCCCUGAGCCGCGUCUCGGCCAGGACCGCCUCCCGAGAGAGCUCACUCGUUCUGCUCCCUCAGCUGGCCGAGGCCCAUGGAACCUCGGCAGGACCUCGGCUCCCAGCAGAGCUGGGGACAGAGGCCACCACCAAGCAGUCUGGGCACUCAGCCCCAGCCCAGAGCAUCGCAGCGAGUUCGGCUGAGACCUUGACAACCAUCACUGAGGACAGCGCAUCCGCCACCUGUGUCCCAAUCGCUGAGCAGGACUGCGUCCGCCACAUCUGCCUGGAGGGCCAGCUGAUCCGAGUGAACCAGUCCCAGCACUGUCCCCAGGGUGCCACGCCCCCUCGCUGUGGGGUCCUGGGCCUCGCAGUGAGGGUGGGCGGGGACCGCUGCUGCCCCCUGUGGGAAUGUGCCUGCCGAUGCUCAAUCUUCCCUGAUCUAAGCUUUGUGACCUUCGAUGGGAGCCACGUAGCCCUGUUCAAGGAGGCCAUCUACAUCCUCACCCGGAGCCCCAAAGAAAUGGUCACCGUCCACGUCCUUGACUGCAAAAGUGCCAACCUGGGGCACCUGAACUGGCCCCCAUUCUGUCUGGUGAUGCUGAAUGUGACUCACCUGACCCAUCAGGUCACCACGGACCGUUUCAACCGGAAGGUGUCUGCAGCUAAUGUGUCCCCCUGCCUCCCCUCGCUCACAGUGUGCGAGAGCUUCCGCUGUCCCCAAGUGCAAUGUGGUGUGGGCACUGCCCUGGUGGAGGUAUGGAGCCCAGACCGGUGCUGUCCCUACAAGUCCUGCGAGUGUGACUGCGACACAAUCCCGGUGCCCCGGUGCCACCUGUGGGAGAAGUCCCAGCUGGACGAGGAGUUCUUGCACAGCAUGGAGAAUGUGUGCGGCUGCGCCAAAUACGAGUGUGCCAAGGCCCCCGUGUGCCUGAGCCGCGAGCUGGGGGUGAUGCUGCCAGGACAGACCGUGGUGGAGCUCUCAGCCGACGGCGUGUGCCACACCUCGCGCUGCACUCACGUGCUCGACCCCCUUACCAGCUUCUACCAAAUCAACACCACCUCUGUGCUGUGUGACGUCCGCUGUGAGGUGAACCAGGAGUACGAGCACCCACGGGACCUGGCGGCCUGCUGUGGCUCCUGCAGGAACGUGUCCUGCCUCUUCACUUUCCCCAACGGCACCACCUCCCUGUUCUUGCCUGGGGCGUCCUGGGUCGCAGACUGUGCCCGUUACCACUGCAGCAACACGCCCCUGGGCGCCGUGCUCGUCCGCUCACCCAUCAGCUGCCCCCCGCUCAACGAGACCGAGUGCGCCAAGGCUGGGGGCUCAGUGGUACCUUCCUUAGAAGGAUGCUGCAGGACAUGUUCCCCGGGGACCCUGUUUCCUGUGGUCCCCGUUAGCCCAGCCUCUCCUCCACGGGUUAGUGUCCACUGCCACCCAGGUAAAGAGGAUGGGCGUUCCUGCAAGAAGGUGACCAUCCGUAUGACCAUCCGAAAGAAUGAAUGCAGGAGCAACACCCCCGUGAACCUGGUGUCCUGCGAUGGGAGGUGCCCGUCCGCCAGCAUCUACAACUAUAACAUCAACACCUACGCCCGCUUCUGCAAGUGCUGCCGGGAGGUGGGUCUGCAGCGGCGCUCUGUGCAGCUCUUCUGUGCCACCAACGCCACCUGGGUGCCCUACACCGUGCAGGAGCCCACCGACUGUGCCUGCCAGUGGUCCUGAGAGCUGGGGGCCACCUCUGCCGCCCCCACCUUCUGCUUCCAGCUGGCAUGCCGGGGCGACGGGCCCGGGGGGCGCCGCAGGCGUGGAGAGCUGGAAGUGGCAGGCAGAGGCCCAGAGAGUGACUAGAAAGGGCCACACCUGCCCAUCCUGGCUUCUUCUCUGGCCUCCGCCUCCCGCAUACACGGGAAAGUGCCACACCUGCGGGCCCAGGGAACUCCACUCUGUCCUUGGCCGAGGUCUGGAAUGGGCCCUAGGCCUGACUCUGGCUGCAGGGGGAGGGGGUGAGAGCUUUCCUGGGAAGCCAGGACCAGAGCUAGACUCAAGACCACGUGCAGGGCCAGGAUGGGGUGGCCCAUUCCUUUUUGGCCCUUUCUACCCCGGGAGAACCACAGACACAGUAAAGGGAAGGGAAGCUUUAAUUGCAACACACAGGCAGGAGGACUUCCCAGAAGCAAAGAGGGUGCGUUCCCAGGUCCUUUCACCAAUGUCUGUGAGGUCAGGCCCAGAACCGGUGAGUGGGUUCAGUGACCUCGAGUCCCCAAGAGGGAUGCCCUGGUAUUCUGUCGUUGACCUUGCGGUUCAGGAAAGGAUUUAGGAGAACAGACCUGUGCCUGCUCCAUUUGCGCCCCCCACGCCAGUCUUCCUGGCAGGUGAGCUGGCUCUUGUGGGGUGGGGCAGGAGCCCCCAAGGGCCCUUGGUUUUUCAUGGUACCUUCAGCCUGGAAGGGCAGCGCCUGGCUUUGCAAUGUGCCUUUUCUCCAAGGACAUAGAGUUGAUCUCUAGAGGGGCCUGAGUGUGUUCUGUGGCUCAGCCAAUUCCUAGCUCUCUGCUUCGUGGGACUGUUUAGCAGGAGACCAUCUGUCAGUAGAAAAUGCAGGCCCUACACACGUACAACGGGUCUCCCAGCAUUUGUCAGAGCCUUGUCUCUGAACCAGAGUGUUCUUCUUAAAGCCAGGGCUAGGGUCCCCUUCACACCCCCCUCUGCAAGUCACCUCCCAUGCCACUUUGUGCUGCUGGUCCAAAGGGCAUGGACAUGAGGUUAUUCAGGCCCCAGCACCGCCCUGAUAUGUCUGGGGAUGUGGAGCUGCCCUAGUGUCCCUAGGGUUGGGGUUAGAGGCCUGUGCCAGGAUGGUCCCCAGCUGUUCCUACAGCCUCUUUGUUCUUGUAUCUGUAUUCUGGUUCUGUAUCUAAUAAACCACGGAAAGACA